Messenger RNA from Neurospora hispaniola, 1868 nucleotides. RefSeq names its product S-adenosyl-L-methionine-dependent methyltransferase. Lineage: Eukaryota; Fungi; Ascomycota; Sordariomycetes; Sordariales; Sordariaceae. The record is from RefSeq and is a predicted model, not a curated record. The transcript has 6 exons. Gene Ontology annotation, molecular function: methyltransferase activity. The coding region runs from base 374 to 1702 and encodes 442 amino acids.
CCACUUUCUCAAUCAAGCAAUUGCUUCCUUGAACGUGGCUGUCUCGUUGUUUCUCUGUGUUGUCUUGCGGACCGAAGUCGCAAGCACCGCGCUAAAUAACAAACCGGCAUUGAACUGGAUACCCCGGACACCACCAAGUGGAAUUUUAGGCGGUGAGUGGUAGAUGUUAUGGUUUCCGAAUCCCGAUGUUACAUUUUGGACAGCACGGUGUGAAUUGGGCACCUAAAGUAGCUCAUGCUAUAAAUCCCGACGGCUCUGGCACCCGAACCAUUUCCCUUCUUGGACGGUCCAUCGACUUUUCUUUUUUCACCAGACCAAACCUCGAAUUCCAGCCAGCGUGACGGUCAAGGUAUCCAAGGUCCAAGAUUUCAUCAUGGCUUCUCCGGCGAAAAAGGCGCGAACAAAGUCACCCACGCCUGCUCCAGAAACUUCAGCAGCUGCGAGGGAAUCCACGCCUGCUCCUGCUCUAAUUCUGCCCACAGCAGCUUCGAGAGAAUCUACGCCCGCUCCUGCCACCCCAGCAGUCGCCCGGGCAAGGGAAUCAACACCUGUUCCUGCCACUCCAGCGGCUGCAAGAGAAUCCACGCCGGUUCCUGCGACGCCAGCUACCGCAAAAGAACGCACGCCUGCUCCUGCCACUCCAGCGGUUGCGAGGGGACGUACGCCUGCUCCUGCCACCCCCACUGCUGAAACGAAUGCCCCUCUUCCUGGAUCUCACUGGGCCGAACAGGGACUUCCCGAGGAGGAAGAAGAUGAUGCGGAUUCGACCCUUGGAAGCGAUGUCGAGAGCUCGACUGCUUCGAUCGGUUCGAGCAUCCUCAGGUACCGUACCAUGAACGGCAGAACGUAUCAUAGCGACAGCAUAACGGAUUCAGAGUAUUGGGGCCCCAACGACGAAAAGCAGAACGAAUUGCUGGAUAUCUUCCAUCAUGCCAUGACCAUUCUUUUGGAUGGCAGGCUCUAUGAUGCCCCUCUUCCCAAAAAAAUGGAGAAUGCCAUCGAUCUCGGCACAGGCACAGGCCUCUGGGCAAUCGACUUCGCCGAUGCAUUCCCCAACUGCAACGUCAUCGGCACCGACAUCUCGCCCAUCCAGCCCAGCUGGGUUCCUCCCAACAUCCGUUUCGAGAUCGACGACUACAACAAGGAAUGGACCUACAAGCCUGACUUCUUCGACUUCAUCCACGUCCGUUGGCUGAGCGGAACCGUCAAGGACUGGCUUGCCUUCUACAAGGAUGCUUACCGAUGCUGCAAGCCGGGCGGUUACAUUGAGCAUAUGGAUACCCACGGUACGAUCCACUCGGACGAUGGUUCCAUCGACGAAAAGGUGCAUGCUCUAGGCCAAUGGGGUCCCAUAUGGCACGAGGCUGGCAAGAGGAUUGGGCAGGUUCUGAUCCCCGCUGCCAUGAUGGAGAGUGCAAUGAAAGAGGCGGGGUUCGUGAAUAUUGUGGUGAAGGAUUACAAGGUCCCUAUCUCGCCAUGGUCCGAGGACAAAAAGAUGAACGACGUUGGUCUGUACUUCUAUGCCGUCAUGAACCAGGAUCUUGACGGUGUUCUCCAGUUCAUGUUUGGCAAGGUUAUGGGGUGGACUACGGAGGAGAUCGGCAUCUACAUCCGACAUUUGAAGAAGGAGAUGAAGGACAUGAGCAUUCAUGGGUACUUUGUCUUCCGCAAGGUGUAUGGCCAAAAGCCAGUGGAUGCUUAGGAGUGAUGUACGGCUAGUAGUAGGCAACAACACCGAUCGAGGCUGGAUAGUAGGUAAUUUCCCACGAUAGGAGCGGUUGGAUAAUCUGGUACCUCUACUUUACGACAAGCUUCAUCUUCUUCUUCUCAAAAAAUAAUUUGGAAAUAUAAAACUUGUAGUCAAAACC